AUGAUACUCGACAACAACAACAACAACAACAACAACAACAACGACAGCAACAACAACAACAACAACAACAACAACGACAACAACAAAAACGACAACAACAACAACAACAACAACAACAACAAGAGCAGCGACAGCAGCAAUGGCGUGAAGAGCAGCAGUCGGACGUCCCCUCCAUCACCCUCUUAUCUAGUAUGUUCAAUCCUUCAUGGGGUAUCCAAACAGAAGGCUGAGGGACAGAUCUUCCAACUACCUCCUAUAUUGAGGCCCCCAGCAGUCGCAACUCCAGGGAAGGUGGAUGGUGACUGUGCCCCUUACGCUAGUCUAGUGGUGCCCUCUUUUGCUCGCCAUCCACAGAGGGGCUCCAAUCUUAACGAUAACUUGCGGAUAUACGAGAAUGGCACCUUUGAUUUUGAAGGCACGGAUAAGGCUUCGGGCGUCUCGGGGACAGCAUGCGUUCCUAUAUGUUAUCCCAGUGGAGAGCAGCAGAAGACGGUCUGUGCUGUAUCGAAACACCAACGUGAAGCCCCCUUGUCGCAGCCGGUCCAGUGCUCCUCUGCGGUCCAUGCCUUCAAGACCAUCGACGGUCUGGUGGUCCUCUCUGGGACAGUCGAGGCUCCUCCCGAGCCGACCAUUGUUGGCACCAUCCCGGACUCCGGGAUGAGACCGAGAGAGACCGUGAACAUGCUCAUUCACGCGGCAGGUGUCUGCGCCAGAAUUCAACCGGAUGGCUCCGUCAGAGUUGUUCACGGCAAUGGUGGUAGAGUGUCACUCGACGGUGUGAGAUUCAUUGCUGCUGACUGUGACGCCGAUGAGUAUCCACUGCUGGGGAAUAACCGUCAAAAACUCACUGCGGUUGUUUUGAGGAGGAGUAAGAUGGUCGUGCUGAGUGGCAAAGCUAAAGCUGAUGGAGCGACAGUCCAUAGUAGUGAGGAGAGUAAUACGAGUACCCUCAUUGGGGUGCUGCCUCCUGAAGUGCCCCCACCCCGAAGACUCAUACUACAGCCAGUCUUGUCAUCAGUCUGUGUAGCUGUUACUACGGCUGGUGAUGUUCUCACUACCAGGGUUGUCUGGCCAUAUCCUUAUGGUGCUGAUAACGUGAACACGCAGUCGGUGCCAGUACCGCGCGCCGCAAAGUCGGCACCGCCGCCUCGAAUGCCCGGUCUCAAUGGCAACUUCCGCAAGUUGAUGGAUGAUCAAGAUCUCUUCCAGUGCAUGUAUUCGAUGCCGGCCGAGCAUCGAGAGUAUCUCUUCAACAAGGUGAAGGAGAACCUUGAAAUACUGGUGUUUACCGAGGCCACUGGUCACCAAGCAAAGGACUAUGUGCGCUUCCUCAAGAACCGAGAGCGGAUGAAGAGAAACCAGACGGUUCAGAGGCAGCACGAGAGACGGAAGCGAGAAUCGCCAAUGAGCACUCCGAGUCCAAGUCCGACCCCUAGCCUCAGUCCAACGUGGGUGUAA
Perkinsus marinus ATCC 50983 is the source of this 1458-nucleotide messenger RNA. RefSeq lists its product as hypothetical. Bases 1 to 1458 code for a protein of 485 amino acids. NCBI's taxonomy places the organism in Eukaryota, Perkinsozoa, Perkinsida, Perkinsidae. The transcript has 5 exons. The record is from RefSeq and is a predicted model, not a curated record.